AUGCUUAGUGAAAAAUAUUUAAGAUUGGCAAGAAUUUUUAUAGCAGAAACAAUCGGGACUGCAAUUUUAUUGUUUAUAAACUGUUUAGGAUGUGUCGACAAAUUUGAACAUUUUAAACCUUCAAUUUUUACUGCAUCUUUUGUUGCUGGUAUUGCAUUGAUGGUUUCAAUUAAUAGUUUUGCUACAAUAUCUGGUGCUCAUGUAAAUCCAGCCGUAACGCUUGGUGCAUUAAUCUUUGGAAUGAUCAGUUACGCUGAUGCCGUACUUUUUGUGAUUUCUCAACUAAUUGGAAGUGUUUUCGGACAUGCUUUAGUAAGAGUCCUAAUUGAUUCUGUUUAUAUGUCACAUCCAAGAAAUUUCUGUGUGAAUUCUCCACACCUUGAAGACGAAAAAGCUUUAGCAAUAGAAUUUAUCAUCACUUUCAUAAUGAUGUGCAUAGUAUGUGCAGUUUGGGAUCCAAAAAACGAAAGAUUUCAAGAUAGUGCAUCUUUGAGGAUAGGAUUAACAGUUUCGGUUUUGGUGCUAAUAGCCGGGAAUUUUAGUGGUGGAUGUAUGAAUCCAGCUAGAAGUUUUGGACCAGCAUUUUAUAAUGGUAACUGGAAAAAUCAUUGGAUUUACUGGGUUGGGCCAAUGCUUGGAUCUUUUGCUGCAUCAAUUUUAUUCAAAAAAGUUCUUAUUGAGCCAGAAAAAUAUAAAGGAAGUCAAAAUGUAACGCACGUGAGUGGUGAAGAUGAGCAACUUGAGCAAAUUAAAUAA
This is a messenger RNA of Chironomus riparius, 756 nucleotides long. NCBI's taxonomy places the organism in Eukaryota, Metazoa, Arthropoda, Insecta, Diptera, Chironomidae. The record is from the annotation of a GenBank genome assembly.